AUGUGCCGCGCAUAUCGCACGGUAUCCCUGAACUCGGCACUGGUGCUGGCUGGGAUACUCCCCUUGGACUUGCGUAUACAGGAGGCUGCCUCGCUCUAUGAGGCCCGGAGGGGAGUAUGCCAUCCAGCGCUGGCGGGUGGGGAGAUCGAGCGUGUUGCAUCGGCACUCCAGAUGCCGCACCCAGCAGAACGGAGAGCGAUAGAGCUUCGUCACCUGGUAGACGAGGAACAAUACCGGGCCAACUGCGACUUUGAUGUCCGCAUUUUCACGGAUGGCAGCAAGAUAGAGGGAAAGGUCGGAGCCGCACUAUCCAUCUGGACUGGUGCGACGGAGACGAAAACCCGAAAGCUUGCUUUGCCAUCCUAUUGCACCGUCUACCAGGCCGAGCUUCUCGCUCUCUGCGAAGCCACUCGGGAGGCCCUGAAACGUAGAGAGACCAGCUGUGCCAUAUACAGCGACUCUAUGGCAGCCCUCCUCACAGUCGUGAACCCCGAAGCCCUCCAUCCUCUUGCCGUGGAAUCUAGAGACGCCAUUUACCGCAGUAGCAUCCAGAACAAGAGCGUCUCCUUGUUCUGGAUUAAAGCUCACGCGGGGUUGGAGGGUAACGAGAGAGCCGACUCGCUCGCAAAGGAGGCUGCCCUAAAGUCGAAACGCAAGCCGGACUACGAUAUGUACCCGGUAUCAUUCGUCAAACGCUUUAUCCGCAUGGAUACGCUUGACGAAUGGAACCGGAGAUACAGCACGGGGCACACAGCGUCCACCACCAAGCUGUUUUUCCCGAGUGCGGUUGAGGCGUACAAGACGGUACGCAAGCUGAGUAUCACCAAGGAGUUGACCCAGGCUCUAACGGGGCACGGUGGGUUCUCCGAGUAUUUGACUCGCUUCAAAUGCAAGGACAACCCAGCGUGCGCCUGCGACCCUAGCGUAGCUGAAAAUGUUUCCCACCUACUGCUGAACUGUCCUAUUCACGGCCAAGACCGUUUUAAUGUGGAACAGCGUACCGGUCUAAAAAUGGAAGCCGGAAAUCUGGAAAUUUUGUUAAGUAGCAAGAAAUACCGGGACAUAUUUGUAAACUAUGUUAUCAAAAUUGUAAGACAUGCUAAUAAUAGGAAUAGCUAA
Pectinophora gossypiella (pink bollworm) is the source of this 1119-nucleotide messenger RNA. RefSeq lists its product as uncharacterized. The coding region runs from base 1 to 1119 and encodes 372 amino acids. Gene Ontology annotation, biological process: DNA replication, removal of RNA primer. Lineage: Eukaryota; Metazoa; Arthropoda; Insecta; Lepidoptera; Gelechiidae. The transcript has a single exon. Gene Ontology annotation, molecular function: RNA-DNA hybrid ribonuclease activity; nucleic acid binding. The record is from RefSeq and is a predicted model, not a curated record.